AUGAUCUCGGAGGAUAUCCCAAGCGAUAGCAACGCGGUGCUGAUUUACGCCCCAAGCGUUGCAUUCUUUGUUGUCACGCCUAUCUUUAUCCUUUUCCGUUUUUGGAGCCGUGUAGCUAGAAGAUCGGGUCUGGGUUGGGAUGACACAGCCAUCAUUAUAUCCUUUUCAUCUGCCUUGACUGUACAAACUGUUAUGGUAGUCUCCUGCAGCUACGGAUUUGGCCGCCAUAUCGAAACCUUGAAAACAGAUGACAAGUUGAUGGCGCUCAAGUUAUUCUAUGUCGCUCAGGUAUUCUACAAACUCACUGUCAAUCUCGCCAAAAUUUCGAUACUCCUACUAUAUCUCCGUAUAUUUGUCCAAAAAUGGUUCCGCAGAUGCUGCUAUACCCUCAUAGGCAUCAUCGCCUGCUAUUUGUCGAUAGCCUCGGCCUUAUCAAUCUGGCAGUGCCAUCCACUCAGAGGUGCCUGGGACAAGUCUAUCCAGCCAACUUGCAUCAGCCUGAACAAGAACUGGCACGCGAAUGCUGGGUUUUCCAUCGGCACGGAUACUCUGAUAUUGAUGUUACCGAUGCAACCUAUAUGGAUAAGUCAACUCCCCGUCACGCACAAACGAGCACUCAUAAUGGUUCUUACCAUGGGUGGCGGUGUUGUUAUAGUGACAUCCAUCGUGCGCAUGACAACUCUCGAUCUGGCAACCAAAACUCCCGAUACAACCUUCGACAUUAGCUCCAUAAUGUGGACUAUAAUCGAACAAAACUUGGCUAUUAUCUGCACAUGUCUCCCUAUGUGCCGCAUCCCCCUUGCUAUAAUCCUCCCAUCAUGUUUCUCUAGGUCAAAAAUAUCAUCACACAGUGUUUCUCAACACAUCGAUGGAUCUCGAGGUCAGACUGGCUCGUGGAAUCCUUACGUUGGGCCCAGAAGUGUACAGGGCCUUACACGAAGUGUCGUACUUCCAAAUGAUGAAGUAAGUGAGGAAGUCAUAUUGGGCUCGUUAGAAAGAACUGAUACACCGUCGACAUUGGCAAGUGCUGCAGGUGUGAUAAGGAAGACUGUUGAGUAUGGGGUUACAUAUGAGACUAACCCAGAGGCCAACCCCUAGUCUGGGGCAUGGGCUAUAUAUAGCAAACUUUCAGGUCUAUGCAUGUUCAAUAUAUAUCAUGUUCUUCUCUUUAUUCUCAUUUUGCCCACCAUAUGACGU
This is a messenger RNA of Fusarium redolens, 1197 nucleotides long. RefSeq lists its product as uncharacterized. The record is from RefSeq and is a predicted model, not a curated record. Lineage: Eukaryota; Fungi; Ascomycota; Sordariomycetes; Hypocreales; Nectriaceae. The transcript has 5 exons. The coding region runs from base 1 to 1098 and encodes 365 amino acids.